Colletotrichum destructivum is the source of this 909-nucleotide messenger RNA. RefSeq lists its product as uncharacterized. Lineage: Eukaryota; Fungi; Ascomycota; Sordariomycetes; Glomerellales; Glomerellaceae. The transcript is spliced from 3 exons. The coding region runs from base 1 to 909 and encodes 302 amino acids. The record is from RefSeq and is a predicted model, not a curated record.
AUGGUUCGGCCUGUUUAUUCUUAUGGCCUAAGAGGUCUCUGUGUUAUGUUCAUUUUACUACUACUUUACUUUAUUCCUAUUGUUACGUCUCCCACACUAGCAAUAGUCCUCACUAAGCGAGUGAAACUACCAGUCCCUGAGUUUCCGCUCGAUUUUGAGGGCCGUGUUAAAAAGGGCGCCUGGCUUAAUGAUCUCUUUUCUCUAAGCGAUAGAGAGGCAAAACAGUGGGCCAGCCCGUUCCAGCCGGCCGACAUAUCUACUUGGGGUCCUUCUUUUGGGGCCUCCUUGGACGCAGCAUUCAAUGACCCAGCGUUUCCAAUCGACAAAUCGAAUAAUGGCAUUUACCGCUUCCUCCAUAAUAAAAGUUUUAGGUAUAAAGAUGGUCGUAAGGGGAAGCCAACGCACGCAAAAUACGCUAAUGUAGCCAAUCCGCGCGCUGGGGCAUUUGUUUUUGAUUCAAACUGGAGUCCUAAAUACAAACUAGCUGAAGGGGGUAAAGGGGAUAUCCCUGACCUGGACACACUGUCCGACAUUGCGUACUUUCAGUGGCAGCAAAGCUGCAAUGCUGUAGGUGUCGCAACUAGUAGCCUUAAGGUCAUUUUCCGUUCUCAUGUUAUAUAUGCCCCUACUUUUAACACUGUUGUUGAGGCAAUACGUGGAGCAGGCUACAAAGAGGUCCCAGGUUGGGAUGAGCGGAUAACAUUCUCAAUGGAAUCAAGGGAGGGACUUGCGAUCCUUGGCAGUGCUAAUGGGGCCUCAACAGCUUGGUUCCUAAUACAGCAUAGAGCGGAACUAGGUGCAAAGAAAAUAAAGGAGGUAGUAGUCUGGGACUACUAUGGAGGUUUUAGGUUUGACACAAAGAUGGAUGAUACUGUCCUAAAUUUAAGAUUUACAGUAGUAGAUGCUUAG